This is a messenger RNA of Moneuplotes crassus, 1641 nucleotides long. The record is from the annotation of a GenBank genome assembly. Lineage: Eukaryota; Ciliophora; Spirotrichea; Euplotida; Euplotidae.
AGACAAUAUUACUGUGAACAACAUCAGCAACAAGUGUGCUCUAGAUGUUAUGACUCCCGCCACUUCGAUUGAGAAGCGCAGAAAAUUUUGUGCUCACGGGAAGUUGAUGAUGCUGUGAGGCUUCUCAAUGUCUUCAUUGCUUCAUUGAAUGUGAAGGCCAAACAGCACGACUUCAUCUCUACUAUCAGCGGGUUAAAGGAAACCUUAGAUAUAAUCUUUGAGAUAUUUGUAGACUUCGAGAAGAGAGCAAAAGAGGUUAUCAGCCAAGACCAGUUUCUCAAGUAUCCAUCUCUUAUCCAAGAAGCCAGGAAGAUUAAGUCAGAUAUCAUGAAUGGAGAAUUUCAUGCAGACCAGAAGAACCAAAAUCCAAUAUUUCAGUUAUUUUAUAAAAGCGAAAUAGUUAAUCUCUCUUUGGGAUAUUUCGCUCCCAAGACAGGCAAGCUAAAUAUCUAAUUUGAUUUAGGCCGUGAUUGCCCUGAAAAGGACGAGGAGUCCAAGAGAGUCCAUCAUCUAUACUCCCAUGGCUUCAAUUCCACUCUCAGAGAUAUUCUAGCUAAACACAAAAAAGAGCUAGAUGUUCAGAAACAAAAAGAGAUUCAAGAGAUAACAACUCUACUUAAUCAGGAACAUCAAGAGAAGUACGACAGAGAUAUUGCGCAACUGAACCAAGAAAUCACAAUAAAAAAUGAAAAGAUUUCGGAUACAGAGGGAAUAAUCAGAGAUCUUAACGAAAAGCUCCAAGCUCAAAAAAAUGAGAUACUAGUAGAGCAACAAUCAAAAUCAGAAGCCUUACAACACCUCAACGAAACGAAAGCCAGAUAUGAUGAACUUGACAGCAAUCACCAGGCUCUUCUAGAAGAGAGCAAGAACAAUCUACAACUCAUCGAAGAGUAUUUAGAAAUGAAAAAGAAAUUUCUAAAACCCUUCUGAGAGAAAACAUACAAAGACGUAAUAGGAAGCACUGUUGACAUGAACUCAUCCUUUAAACUUGAACUUGUUAUGAAUAAUUCAACACAUGUCAAACUAAUUGAAGAAUACGGAUCAAGUAAUAUCAAACUUCCAGAUAUCAAAAAAAUCCAAAUUCAAUAUCUCACAAGCGAAACCUUAGGAAAAGUUAACACUUUCUUAAAGAAUUCAAGUCCUGAUUCACUCGAACUUUUAUGUGUUAAUAAGGGUGGAGAUACUACUUGAAGAGAUGGGUCAACCAUUAUGAGUGGGCUUUUGGAUUGUGGAAGGAAUGUCACCAAAGAAAUUUAUCUGAGAGAACUAGAGUUUAGUUCAGAAAAUCUUGAGAAGGUUGUGAAAAUUUCAAGUCAAACUGAGAGACUGGUUUUUAGAAGAUGCAAGACACAUACUAAAGAUAACAUGGACUUUAACAUAACCGAUAAAGAGUAUAAAAUGAACUUCUUAAGCUUCAACUGCAACAAACAUACCGAAGUAACUCACAACUGGGACUCAAACCCUCACCUAUUCGAAUACAUAAUCAAAGCCAUCAGCCACUGCUCUCUCAAAACCUCCCUCAAAACCCUCAACAUUAACUACAGCCUUAUCACCUCUUCCACUGUAGAAUCCCAGUUAUCCACCUACUCCCUCAACAGUUCAAUCUCAGUUACUACAGAUGAACCAUCAGCCAUAACUUAG